AAAAAAAAUCUUGUCAAAAAAACGAUCUGUCAAAACAACACUUGGCGAACUAACUUUUUAAAAUAACGCGAAAACCUCAGCGAAAACGAUAGCCAAUGACAACAAAUCAUAAUUCUAUAAUAAUGCAGCAAAUAUUGUAGUAUAAUUAUAAAUAAAAGGCUUAUAUUUAAGAAAUCGAGUUUCAUUAGAGAGUGCAAUGGCGGGACUUCUGCUAAGUUCUACAGAAAAAGUAUUUAUUAUACACGGCGUGCAGGAUGACUACAGAUCAGACGGGAGGUCAAAUAUUGACUAUAGACCUAUGGAGUUGGAGACUGAUGUGGUGAGUCACGCCAGUGGAUCAUCCAGGCUCCGACUCGCUAACACAGACAUUUUAGUUGGUGUGAAAACCGAAAUAGAUGUGCCAAAACCAGACAAACCAGGCUUGGGAAAACUUGAGUUUUUCGUUGAUUGUUCAGCUAAUGCAACUCCAGAGUUCGAAGGCAGAGGAGGUGAACAGCUAGCUAAUAGCAUAUCGAACAUGCUGGAGAGAGCAUAUCACUCUCCACAUGCUUUUAACUUGAAACAACUAUGUAUCCUUGAGGGGAAACAGUGCUGGAAACUCUACAUUGAUAUUUUGAUACUAGAAUGUGGUGGUAACCUCUGUGAUGCAGUCUCACUGGGAGUCAAAGCAGCUCUCUUCAACACAAGGAUACCAUUUGUAAAAGCUGUACUAAUGGAUGGAGGAAAUGUUGACUUGCAACUCUCUGAUGACCCCUAUGACUGCAAAUAUUUAGAUGUUGCUUCGGGACCAUUAUUGGUAACCCUUUGCAAAAUUGGGGAUAAAUGUGUUGUGGACCCAUCAGCAGAAGAAGAAAGCUGCAGCGUCGUAUCCCUUGUCGUAGGCAUUACAGGGAAUCCCAAAUUUUAUGUCACUGCAGAAGAAGCUAAGAAUAUGCCAGACGUAGAACUUAAAUGCAGUAUGAUAGGAAUAAAUGGUCCAGGCAGUGUAGCUCCCAAAACAUUUAAAGAUGCCGUCAAUCAGGGCAUGGUUGCGGCAAAAUGCCUCGAUAAAGCGUUAGGUCAAGCACUUUUACGUGAAAGACAAGAAAAUACAAGUUUUAAAAAACAUUCAUAUGGAUUCUUAAAAUAAAUGUUUACAAUAAAAA
Molecule: messenger RNA, 1145 nt
Organism: Manduca sexta (tobacco hornworm)
Lineage: Eukaryota; Metazoa; Arthropoda; Insecta; Lepidoptera; Sphingidae
Gene: Rrp42
Product: exosome complex component RRP42
Exons: 6
Coding region: 197-1129 (310 amino acids)
Biological process (GO): U4 snRNA 3'-end processing; U5 snRNA 3'-end processing; TRAMP-dependent tRNA surveillance pathway
Cellular component (GO): nuclear exosome (RNase complex); cytoplasmic exosome (RNase complex)
Source: RefSeq, a predicted model, not a curated record